GGCUGCAGCAUUCGCUCAACAUAAGCGGCAGUAGUGGACGUCCUUUGAGAUCUGCACUUUCCAUUGGUUCACUCUGUAUUUUGCCAACUUGACGCAAUACUUCUGCUUCGUCUUGAGGCAAAGAUGGGACUCCAAUUUGUGGAUGAGCAGCUCACAAUCGCAUUUGAUUGGAAGGAUGCCAUCGGACUCAGCCUGCUGCUGAUCCAUGGGGGUGUACUCUACCUAGUGCUGAAAAGACGCUCCCGAACCUCGGCGGCAUCUGUCAGCGGCGCAGCAGCGCCACCCCUCUCCCAUGUCGCCAGCUCGGGGAAGAAUGUCCCGAAGGCUUUGCGCUACGGGCCUGGAAAGCCCGAGGGCGGUUCAAGGGAUGCGACCGGACCUGGAUAUCUUCCUGAUCCUGAUCCGCUGCUAGACUUAGACUUGAGCAAGGCGACGGUGCGGGACUAUGUGUACGUUAACAAGGUCCUGCGGUAUCCAUAUUUCCAGACGAUGGCGCAUCAGCCAAUGCACAUUAACGAUUGGAUCGAGAUCGACAAGGACUACCAGUGGUAUCUGGAUGAGAAGGCAAGAGUCAUUAGGGAGCAAGGCAAAGUGGUUAUAGACUCUCUCCCCGAGAACGACGCUGCAUGCAACGAACUGCUCGAGACUCUCGUGGACUACCUGCCGAAGCGAUUCCCCACGCUUUUUGACGCAAUUUGGCUUGAAAGAGGCGCAGGAGAGAAGGGAGGCAGCCAACGAACAUAUCCCAUCGGCAUCGUCAACAAGGUGACAGGAGAGCGUUUUCCCGAUGUGAGGGAUAUCAAGGGCGUUGACGCGUUGAUGAUUGUGUCUAGACUAGUGCAGGAUGACUUCUUGAUGGGGAGAGAGCGCGAGGAUGGGAAGGUGUAUCUCGUCGGUGGAUUGAUCGUCUUCCCUGGAUCCUAUCUUUUGUCGGAGAAGAUUGGUCAGCCGAUCCACCAGCUGCAUGCUGACGUCCCGCAGUUCAAGAAGAUCCUCAUGAGUGUCGAGCGCACCAUGACGCGCUUUGCGCCUGACCGUCCGUUUGAGCGCGCGAGCUGGAUGAUCGUAGACGAUCGCGAGUUGUUCUGGCAUAAUAUCAUCUCCGGGUCGAUGCCUGAAGACAUGCAUCCGAAGGACUUAUACCUACGUAUCGACCAUCAGACGUUCCGCAAGCUCCCUAGAACAAGGGGUAUUAUGUUCGGCGUCCAUCCCGUUUUGACAAAGAUUGGCGACCUAGCCGACAGCCCUCUGGUACCAGCUUUGCUAAGCAAAAUUCACAACGAACCCGACAAUGGCCUAAUGGAGUACAAGAAGGCCGAGAAAUAUACCCCGAAGCUGGUUCCAUAUCUGCAGGAGCUUACCCAGCAACAGAUCGCAAGAGGACUAAUCAAGCCCGAGGACGUGGAGGAUGUUGCGAAGUUCCGAGAGAAAGCGGGCGAUGCAGGCUUGGCUUCCGCUGAUGCGAUGGUAUAACACCCAAGGCCGCUCAUCACGGCUUACGCAAGCUUAUGGUCGCUAACGGAGGCACUGGCUCAUCUGCAUCUCUACAAUGGAAGCCCCCACCCAUUUAUACCACGAUCUGGCAAGCGACUCACUCUACAUCCAUAUCCAUAUCCUUGUUCAGCUUCCAAUUUUGUCGGAUUUUGCCAAAUGACUGGUAGAGAAUCUAUAACUUGUUGUUGAAAUAUGCUGCCUGCAUCGUGA
Laetiporus sulphureus 93-53 is the source of this 1704-nucleotide messenger RNA. RefSeq lists its product as uncharacterized. The record is from RefSeq and is a predicted model, not a curated record. The transcript is spliced from 9 exons. Lineage: Eukaryota; Fungi; Basidiomycota; Agaricomycetes; Polyporales; Laetiporaceae. The coding region runs from base 124 to 1473 and encodes 449 amino acids.